Molecule: messenger RNA, 876 nt
Organism: Quercus robur (English oak)
Lineage: Eukaryota; Viridiplantae; Streptophyta; Magnoliopsida; Fagales; Fagaceae
Exons: 2
Coding region: 1-876 (291 amino acids)
Source: RefSeq, a predicted model, not a curated record
AUGGAACAGUCCGGAUCUACUGGGGCUCAAGUAGUCCAUGCUGUGUUCCGAGAACCAUUGCACAAGAUCCUGGAGAAGGUGAAGUGCGAACCUUUCUUUCAGUGGCCGAACAGGAUGGCAGGCGACCCCUCAAAAUGCAAUCAGAAUCUAUACUGCGCGUACCAUCAGGAGCCCGAUCACGCCACCGACGAUUGCAGGAAUCUGAAAAACUAUUUGGACCGACUUGUCCGAGAAGGAAAGCUGAGGCAUCUAUUGCACCGCCCUGAACAGUCAAAUGUCGAAACCAGACAAGGCGCAUUGAGACCACUUAUAGGCACGAUAAAUGUCAUUCUUGCCGCACCUGGGAGAACCGGUUCUGGCCCGUUCAGAGUAAUGUCAGUGGGCAGGUUUCCGACGGAGCCAGACGAAAGGGAAUCCAAGAGAGCCAAAGUGAGGGCCACGCCAUUAAUCGGGUUCACGGAGGACGACAAGCAAGGGACUAUCCAACCCCACGACGAUGCCCUAGUCGUCACGCUCAGAAUAGGAGGUUAUGACGUGAAAAGGGUGUUAGUUGAUCAAGGCAGCGCCGUAGAGGAAGACCUGUCGCCAUACGAUUCCCCCCUGGUCAGUUUUGAAGGAAAACUCGUCAUUCCGAAAGGCAUGAUUAGGCUGCCUGUGCAAACAAACUCAGACGUGGUAGAAGUGGACUUCAUAGUCGUAGAUGCAUACUCCCCCUACACAGCUAUUGUGGCCCGGCCGUGGUUUCAUGCACUGGGGGCUGUGUCAUCAACCUUGCACCAGAAAGUGAAGUAUCCGUCAGGAGGUCAAGUUAAAGAAAUAAUAGGGAAUCAAGGAAUGGCUAGGCAAUGCAUGGUGUUGGCAAUCUCACGACAAUGA